UCAUUUUACUUUAUAUUAAUUUAAAAUUUUACUUUAUAAUUUUACUUUAUUUUAAUAAUUUACUUUUCCUUUAGAAUUGCUUAAAACAAUAUAAGCACCGCAAGCACUUCUGAACCAUUCCGAUUUCAGAUAGGGACUAAACAAGGCUGACCACUCUCCCCACUCUUAUUUUCCAUGAGUCAUCAUGCUAGCAGAGAUAAUUAGAAAAGAUAAGGACAUAACAGGGGUCACCAUACACCAACAGGAAUUGAAACUUUUUCUAUUUGCAUAUUUAACAGCUUUGGUAGUGAUUCUCGGAUGUUUCUUGAAUAUCAGAUAGCACUGUUGUUUUACUCAAAAUACUCAGGGUUUAAUUUGUACUUUUAGAAAAAAGAUUAUACGAAUCAAGAUUAAUGUAGAAGGCGUCCCACAAUCCCUAAAUGUAGUUAAAUCCUUAAUUAGCAUUCAAAUUUUUAGGAUGCAAUACCAGGAAGUAUAAAACACAGCUCUACCAUAAGCGCAAUAUAGUGUGUUCUGUAUUAAAUAUGUGUAGGCCUACUACAUACCAUUUUUGCCCUGGUAUUUCAUGUUUAAUUUAUAUUUGUAUAUAUAUAUUUUUUUUUACAGGCAAUCAGCAAGCGCAAUGAGUUCAGAAUAUACACCCAGAUCCAAGCUUCUGCAUGCUGACAUUAUCAAAGAUUGUAAACAAACCAGUCCAGGACCUCCAACAAAGUAUCUGCUAAUGACAGAGAAAGAGAUUCUGCAUGACAGUGAAAAUAUCAGGCGAUGGACUUUUGGUAAAAAAGGACCCGAGCAAAAUGAACCGAACGAUAUUGAUGAUGGGAGAAACAGGAGCAGGGAAAUCAACCCUCAUCAAUGUGAUGGUGAACUACAUCCUUGGCGUUGAUUGGGAGGAUAAAUACAGAUUUGAAAUCAUUGCUGAUGAGAGUCAAAGUCAAACUAGUUCACAAACAACUGCCAUCACUGUGUAUGAGAUCUUUGGUCACGAAGGUGAUCACAUUCCAUUUUCUUUAACCAUCAUCGACACUCCAGGAUUUGGUGACACAAGCGGAAUAGAGCAAGACAAACUCAUCACAAAAAAAUCUAUAGGAGCUGUUUCAAUCUCCAAAAGGAGUCCACCACAUUGAUGCAGUGUGCUUUGUUGUAAAAGCUGCACAAGUGCGCCUCACACCUACACAGCGGUACAUUUUUGAUUCUGUCCUCUCAAUUUUUGGAAAGGACAUAGAAAAUAACAUUGUGGCACUCAGUACUUUUGCAGAUAGUGGGGAGCCUUUAGUCCUUCAAGCACUGGUAAUGGCAGAAGUUCCAUGUGUCAGAAAUGAACUUGGUACCCCUGUUUACUUCAAAUUCAACAAUGUGUUUGCUGGUUUACAAAUGGAUGAAGAUGAUGAAGAACAAAACGAUGAAGAGGAUGAAGAGGAGGAGGAGGAGGAAAAUGAUGAGGUGUGUCAAUCAUCUUGGAAAAUGAGCAUGAAAAACAUGGCCAUGUUUUUUGAAUCACUAUGUACAAUGGAAGCAAAAAGCUUGGUAUUAACACGUCAAGUUUUAGAGAAACACAAACAACUGGAAAUGGAAAUCCAGACAUUAACAAAGCAGCUACAAGUUGCAAUGCAGCGAGCAGAAGCACUGAGGAGGGUCAGCGACCAAUUAGAAGAACAUGAAGAGGACAUGGAAGCCAACAGAAACUUCUCCAUUCUUUUAGAUGUAAGUGUGAAGGAGAAAUGUGCCGUAAACAAGAAGGCAACAAAUUGUAAUUCUUGCAGGGAAACUUGCCAUCACCCUUGCACAGAAUAUUUUGGGUGUACACGCAUGCAGCAAGACAGAUGCACCGUCUGCAUAAAGAAAUGCAGCUGGAACGAUCAUUGUAAAGAGAAGUUAAUUUAUGUCUUUAAAACAGAAGAAGGUGAAUCAACGUACCUAGACCUAAAGAGAAAGUAUGAAGAAUUGGAAGGUCAAUCGCUGACAGCAAAGAUGUUCCUCAUCAUCUUUAUGAAUGAACUUCACCUGCAACUCAUUGCCAGCUUAAUCUUAAUUGUUAAAAUAAACAGCAUUGUUCAAAAACUGGAUCAGAUCGCUCUGAGACCAAAUCCAAUGAGCGCAGCCAAAUACCUUGACCUCCUGAUUGAAAAAGCGCAAAGGAAUCACAACCCCGAGAGAGUCAAGACACUGACAGAUAUGAAAGAGCAAGAAAAGCUGAAGAAUAACUUCGCCAAUCUGGUUCAUGAAUAAGGGUGUAUCCUGUCAGUAACCACCACAGGAAGAGCUGAGAGUUAAGCCUGCAUAAUGAGUAAUUAUUAAGACAUGUUUAUAGUGCUAAUGUCAAACUAAAUGUACCAUUACAUAGUUGGGCCAUCCAUUCAUUGGAUCCUCUGCUCAACGUACAAUUUAUGUAUAGUUAAACAAAAUGAUUAAUUUUCAUUAUUCUUGUAAGUUUUCUGUAAAGUGUGAAAUAUUUUUGUGUGAGAUAAUCCAUUGAUACUUUUAUUCUAUUGACGUAAUAUUUGUUCGAAAAAUCGACAUUCCGGUUUAGCAUGUGAAUGGAGAAGAAUCUCAUAGACAAGGCGUUCAUUUUGCCAAAUUUGUACUUUGCAUUCUACUUUCUUACAUAUCAGAUUUGAUUGGUGAGUUCGUAAAUUACCUUUUUUGACGUAAAUGUCACACGACUUGAGGAGCAGAAGACCUGUGACUGAAGUUUCAACCGCGAUGGCAAACGUGAAUGGUAAUGGCGUCGACUCCAGUCGGUAAUGGUAAUGGUGUCGACUCCAGUCGGUAAUGGUAAUGGCUCCGACUCCAGUCUGGAAGUAGUCUUACCAGGACUCAUAUCACAGGAACAAACCAUCUUUAUAAAGGACAGAUAUUCAUUUUUUAACAUUCGGACACUGUUUAACAUGAUUUAUUCUAAACAAUUCUCCAACUCCCCUGAGGUGGUAAUCUCCCUAGACGUCCAUUCGACAGAAUUGAAAGGGAAUAGCUAUUUGCUGUUCUUAAAAAAAAAAUUGAAUUUGGGGAAAUUUUUUUCUCAUGGAUCCGUUUCUUGUAUACAUCUCCCCAGGCCAGUGUCUGUACCAAUGACACCCGUUCUGAUGAUUUUGCUCUGGAACAUUUUGCCCACUGUCCCCUUUAAUAUUUACCGUCGCCAUUGAGACCCUUUCAGUAGCUUUACGGACAUCUUCCAAUUUUCCAAGGUGUAACACGGGAAGGAGUUGAACAUAGGUUAUCAUUAUAUGCAGAUGAUUUGUUACUCUAUGUAAGUAGCCCUGUAACCUGUUUGCCUUCUAUCCUUUCUAUUCUGGAGAACUUUGUCUCCUUCUCCGGUUACAACCUGAAUCUCCAGAAAAGUGAGUGCUUCCCAGUCAAUCCAGCAGCGCUGCAGCUCCAGCAGAUAGAUUUGCUCUUUUAGGUUUGCCGCUCUGGUUUCAAAUACCUUGGAUUGAAAUUCAUUAUAUGCUCUUUUGUUCUGCAAACAUUCCUCCCCUUCUUGCACAAAUGAAAACUGAUUUUCAGAGAUGGGGUAGCUUACCACGAUCACUUAUAGGAAGGAUUAAUGCUGUAAAAAUUAACAGUUUACCCAAAUUCUAUUUCAAUCUAUCCCAUUGUUUUUACCAAAGUGUUUUAUUUUUUUAAGUCAAUUAAUCAGGCGGUUACCACAUUUAUCUGGGGAGGAAAGGUACCCAGAGUGAAUAGAUCUUUACUUCAGAGAUUCAAGUUUAGUGGAGGGCUGGCACUACCCAGCGUUUUAUACUAUUACUGGGCAGCCAGCUUUCAGAAAUUGCCAUUCUGGUUACAUGCUCCAGAUACCUCAUGGUGCCACCUAAAGGCACAUUCUUGUAUUUUUGCUUCUCUUGCGUUACUCUGCUUUUCUCGACCAACAUCCCCCUCUCUCUAUACUCGCAAACCUGUAGUGCUUUCCACACUUAAGAUUUGGUACCAGUUUCGACUGUAUUUUAAAUUCUCCUCUGCAUCUACUAUGGGUCCUAUUGACAGGAAUCACUUCUUCCCCGCUUCUCUAAUAGAUAAUGCUUUCUUUCACUGGACGAGGAAAGGUAAUAAAGUCCUUCCAAGACUUAUAUGUACAUUUAUUUUUUUCUGGUUUUCCCAACCUGGCCUCUAAAUACUAUUUGCCUCCAUCUCACCUUCAAAUUAGGCAUUGUGUCCAAUUUUCUGGCUUCCCUGCUCCACCCCCUUGCUAACCCUGGGAUGGUAUAUUGACUCUAUUACCUCGACAGAAAGCAGUCAUUUCUCAGUUCUAUCUGUGUAUUUUGUCAUUGGACAAACACUCCACCAACAAAACUAAAUCUGCUUGGCAGUGGGAAAUGGGUGUUGAAUUUACACAGGAGUGGUGGGACGAGGCUAUUGAUAGGGAACGCUCCAUUGCAUCUUGAGCUCAUCUUGGUCUCAUACAACGUAAGGUUUUGCAUAGAGUGCAUUUUUCCAAAUCCAGAUUGUCUGAAAUAUAUCCAAAUGAUGAGUGAUGUCAUGUCUCACCAUAUGACCUUAGUCACAUGUUCAUUCAAUGCUUUAAACUACAAAAUUACUGGGAUUCAUUUUUUAAAACUUUAUCUGGGGUGCUUAAAAUGAACCUGCAGCAAUGUACCUUGAUAGCUGUUUUUGGUAUUCCAGGAGACUUGUUCUCCUUGGAUCCCAAACAUGGCGAUGUUGCUUUUUACAUCCUUAUUAGCUCACCGUGGAAUUCUUCUCCAGUGGAAGUCUGCUCAGUCCCCCUCUACUUCUCAAUGGCUCAACGAUGUAAUGUUCUUCCUAAAGCUUUAGAAAGUAUUCUCUUAGGGGUUCCAAUGUAUCAUUGGAUCCCCUAAGAGAAACUCACUGGUCUUCAUGAUGUUACUUAUACUGAAACCAUGAACUCUAAACCCACUGGUCUUCAUGAUGUUACUAAUACUGAAGCUAUGUGUUCUAAACCCGCUGGUCUUCAUGAUGCUACUAAUACUGAAGACAUGUGUUCUAAACCCACUGGUCUUCAUGAUGUUACUGAUACUGAAGACAUGUGCUCUAAACCCACUGGUCUUCAUGAUGUUACUAAUACUGAAGACAUGUGUUCUAAACCCACUGGUCUUCAUGAUGUUACUGAUACUGAAGACAUGUGUUCUAAAUCCACUGCUCUUCAUGAUGUUACUAAUACUGAAGACAUUAUAGACCCAUUGAUCUUCAUGAUGUUACUAAUACUGAAGUCAUGUGUUCUAAACUCACUGGAACUCUCUGGGGACAUGUGAACAUCUGGCUACUGUGCUGCUCUAUUCUGGGAGUGUUGCAGUAACCCUGCCCAUGCAAAUAUUACGAUACCACAGCUCACAAUCUCCCAGCCUCAAACCCUAUUGGACUGGGGCAGCUGUGUGAGUCUGACUUGGGCUGACGAGGGCUGGGGAACCAGAAUUCACGCUGGACUAUGCAUAACGUUCAAGUUGGGGACUUCACUCUCAGGUCUUUAUAUAGCUAUGAAUUUAAAUCAAAGCUUAAAAAAAAUCAAAACCUAUUCUACAUUUUGUUCAACAUGUCCUUCAAAAUAAUGCAUUUUCUACAACUCGAUACCCUUAGUGGUCCCAGUAUGUUAACAAUGAUUUAACAUUUUUGCAGAAUAUAUUGAGAGAUAUGUACAUUAUCAUAGUCCGUAGACAGUCUAACCAAUUACAUUAUUGUAUUGUCGUGUCAUAUUUCAAAGAAUUUGUUAUUAGAAUAUGGGAGACUCCGAAGCUCUGCAGCUAAUGAGACAGAGCAGUUCCUCUUUAGCUGAGGGAGGUUUUUGUACGACGCUCUAACACUGUGUGAAUGGAACGCUGUUACUCUGCUGACAGUAGUAAUCUCCUGCAUCUUCAGCCUGGACUCCACUGAUGGUCAGAGUGUAAUGAGUGUUUGAUCUACCAGAUCCACUCCCACUGAAACGACCUGGAAUCCCAGACUGACGGGUUGUAGCAUAAUAAACCAGGAGUUUAGGAGCUUCUCCAGGUUUCUGCAGGUACCAGUGGAGAUUAUUACUAGUACUUGAACUGGCUGUACAGCUGAUAGAGACAGUCUCUCCUGGACUAACAGACUGAGAUUUAGGAGACUGAGUCAGAAUGAUAUCUGCUGAUGAUUCUGAAAAAUAAAACAAAAUUCAAGAAAGGCUGAUUUGUAAGAUUAUCAAAACAACAAUGAUAUUGUAAAGCAUAGCAUAUCAAGCUAAAUGUUAAAAUGUUUUUAAAAAUUCUAUCAUGUUAAAUUAACAAAUGAAGUGUAAAUCUGAAUCCAAAUCCAUAAUGAAUAAAAGUUGGUGAAAGUGUCUCUCACCCUGAACAAGGAGCCCCAGUGUCCACAGCAGUAGAAUCAGUGACAUCAUCAUUGUGCUGCGUGUCAGUGGAUCUGAAAGGAGUGAACAGUCACUGAUCAACACUGGGGUUUUAAAAGUAUGUGGAGCAAUGAGGCAGGACAGCUAUGCAAAUGUCUCAUAUUUUACACAAAUGCGCGCGCGCACACACACACAAAGAUAAAAUAAGUCAGCAGUUUCCAAAACUAUGCUUACUGUAUUUCAAAUCUGAGAAUACUAAAAUCAUAGACAAACCACACAUUAUAACAACUAUUUCUUAAAUGGGGCCUAGUUUGACUCGCUCACACAGUCUUUGAUGUCCCUCAACAGUGGUUGUCAGUCCCGGGAGAAGGUAAACCAAGCUUAACAGUAGAAUUGCUGCCUCUACAUUAUGUCCUUCAAACCUUUUCAUGGUGGACAGUAGUGGAGCUCUGUCUCUCUCCUCUCACCACAGUGUGUAAAGGCAGUUUGAGAGACGGGUAAAGUGGGUGUUUUAAUUUAAGUUAAAGGUCCCCAGAACCGUAUAAAAAAAAGUCACACACUCUAUAGAACCAUUCAAUUGUUAGGAGCAUAUGUAGUGUGCAACUUUAUUUCAUUACUUUUAUACAGUUUACUUUCCAUUAGUCAGCACCUAUUCAAGCAUUACUGGGAUGUGCUUCAGCUCGUGGUUUCAUUACCCUAUCGUAACCACAAAAUAUGUUUUAAACUACCGUGCCACGUCGAUCUCAUGGACUGUCAUUCUUGGCAUCUACACUGGGGACUAAAGAUUAGUGGCAGAGGGAGGAGGGAAGACUGACUCAAAUCAGUCAUAUCUGGUAUCAGAGGUGUUGAGGGCUUCUCAUUCAUAUAGAAAUAUAGCCUAUAGUGUUGAAUACAUGGUUUACAGUAUCACUAUUUAGGAUUUAGCCUUUUUCUUGUUUUGAACCGAAAGGUAUGAUCCUUUGGGUGGGGAUACAUUUGCCUGUCCAUGUAGCAAAUGUGUUACAUCUGACAUAUAUGUGUCAAGUUCUGACCUUAGUUCCUUUGUUUUUCUCUUUGUUUAGUAUGGUCAGGGCGUGAGUUGGGGUGGGCAGUCUAUGUUUGUUUUUCUAUGUUGGUUUUCUGUGUUCAGCCUAGUAUGGUUCUCAAUCAGAGGCAGGUGUCGUUAGUUGUCUCUGAUUGAGAAUAAUUCUUAGGUAGCCUUUUUCUACCUGUGUUUUUGUGGGUGUUUGUCUUCCGUGUCAGUCGCCACGCGGGACUGUUUCGUUUCUUCACGUUUAUUAUUUUGUUCCAGUGUUCAGUUGUGUUUUUGAAUAAAUCAAUAUGGACACUUACCA
Messenger RNA from Oncorhynchus mykiss (rainbow trout), 7611 nucleotides. The record is from RefSeq and is a predicted model, not a curated record. NCBI's taxonomy places the organism in Eukaryota, Metazoa, Chordata, Actinopteri, Salmoniformes, Salmonidae.